GAUGGCGAUGGAGAUGAGGCUGCCAGUAGCUCGCAAACCCCUCAGUGAGAGCCUUGGCCGCGAUACUAAGAAGCACCUGGUGGUGCCGGGGGACACGAUCACUACGGACACGGGCUUCAUGCGGGGCCAUGGAACAUAUAUGGGAGAAGAGAAACUCAUUGCAUCCGUGGCUGGCUCUGUAGAAAGAGUAAACAAGUUGAUCUGUGUGAAAGCUCUGAACACCAGAUAUAAUGGUGAAGUAGGAGACAUUGUAGUGGGGAGAAUCACAGAGGUUCAACAGAAGAGGUGGAAGGUGGAGACCAACUCCAGGCUGGAUUCAGUCUUGCUUCUCUCAUCCAUGAACCUUCCUGGAGGAGAGCUGAGGAGAAGAUCUGCAGAAGAUGAGCUUGCAAUGAGAGGUUUCUUGCAGGAAGGGGACCUUAUCAGUGCUGAGGUCCAGGCAGUGUUCUCUGAUGGAGCUGUCUCUCUGCACACGAGGAGCUUGAAAUACGGAAAACUAGGUCAGGGUGUUCUGGUCCAGGUUUCCCCCUCCCUGGUGAAACGGCAGAAGACUCACUUCCAUGACUUGCCAUGUGGUGCCUCAGUGAUUCUGGGUAACAACGGCUUCAUCUGGAUCUACCCAACCCCUGAGCACAAGGAUGAGGAUGCAGGGGGCUUCACUGCAAAUCUGGAGCCUGUCUCCCUUGCUGAUCGAGAGGUGAUAUCUCGGCUCCGGAACUGCGUUGUCUCAUUGGUCACUCAGAGGAUGAUGCUGUAUGACACCAGUAUCCUGUAUUGCUAUGAAGCAUCCCUUUCACAUCAGAUCAAAGACAUCUUAAAGCCAGAAGUCAUGGAGGAAAUUGUGCUGGAAACACGCCAGAGGCUUUUAGAACAGGAAGGAUGAGAGGCUCCUGAAGAUGGGUCUGUGCACCUUGCUGGAGUGGUUCUUGGAAGUGAAGAGUCCACUGUGGGGUCCCCACAUGUGGGCCAGGGAGGAUCCAAUAGACUCAUUAUUCAUCUGCAUUGCAGCUGAGUGGCUGGAGGGCUCCUGGGCCUGCUCUCUCCUGUUCUGAGAUGCAGGCUGGGGGGAACUGAACAGUGCCAGCGGUCCCAGUGUGAGGAGGUGGUUUCAGGUCUUUUAUAGUGUUGAGGCCAACAGCCUCCCUUCCUGGAAUAAUAUGGAGAAUCCUUUGUCUUCCACUCACCAUCAUUCAUGAGGCACAAAGUCCCAUUAGAAAACACAGCAUCCCUGACCCCCAAGUAGUGUAUUCCGGUCUCCACUCCACCUUUAAAGUUCAAGUGUGAUGUGAAGAACACAGUGGUGAAGUGAAGCCGAGUCAGGGGGAAGAAUAAAGUUCACCCAGCUGCCUUUUGCUUCACCAGAAUCUCAUUUCCCACUGUAUGUUCCUUCCACUGGGACGUGAGGCGUUGACACCAGGUGCCUCACUUAACCUGUCCUGCCUUUGAGGGUGGUUUGUAAGAUGUUAUUACCAAUAACAGAAUGAAUGUUCUGGGCCCAUUGUACUUUUGGGUGCUCUGAUGAACAUGAAAAGAAAGUGAGGAAAAUGGAGAUUGGAAAAGCAAAGCUGUUUUCUUCCUAUAACUGAAGAAGUGACACUUCUUUAUUUUUGAAUAAUUUACAGUUAAAAGAUAAAAAGAUACUGAAGUUCUCACUGAGAAUUCCUACACAUUGGUUUUCUGAUGACUAUUUAAAAAUGGUGCCCUGAUUUAGUUUUGAGAAACCUUUUUUAAGGCAUUAUAUAUGCAAGUACUGUCUUAUUCCACAUCUGUGGUGAACUACUUUUUGAUAUUUAUAAAUGUGUUAAUGUUGGCUUCUGCAAUUGUGAUCUGGGUAAUAAUUAGCUGAAUGCAGUUGAAGGAGGGCUCAACAGACAUAACUGCCAGUUGACAGGCUUAUCUACCCUACUUGGGCCUUUUAAGUAAAACUUAAAUCUAGACUGUUUCACUGGUAAUAACUAACCACUGCCUUGGACAGCUCUGAAACACAGUUUGACUCUUUUUCAUUAAAUAAUGUUUCUUUAUAACUCAGUUGACAACUUUUUAAAAUCUCAUUUUAUCCCGUGUUACCUGUUUUGAGGAAUGUGCAGACAAAUGAAUGUUCAAACUUUAGGCUAUGUUGCAUUGUUAGGUUGGUUCACCUGUCCUGUUUUUAUGAAGAUUUUCCAGGCUGUAUACCACCUGGGAGAAGGGAAUGAUAAAAAGUGGAGCCUGCAUCUCAUGCAAGCUUGUUGAUCCUCACCUGGUUCUCUCACACUGCCAGCCUGGCUGGCUCUUCACUGGCAGCACAAACAAUACAAAGGUCUGAAAGCGCCUUCUGGUGAUAACCUCUUUCCAUGGCCCACUAGAGGGCGCCAUGGUUAAGUGUAAUUCCAGUAGGCGUAAGAAAAGGAAGAAGCUGAAAUUUUUACACUUAAUGAACUUUGCUUUACAAGAGUGAAGACAAAAUUAGACUCAACUGUAUCACUGUUAAUGAAAAUAUAUGAACUUAAAGAGAUUUCUUCAACAUUGGACAUUUGCUUGGCUCUGGAUUCUAGUUUUAUGUCCUUAAAAGUAUCCUUCAGGGAUUAAGAGUACAGUGCAUCUUUAGAAAAAAAUACAGUCUGGGCUUGGGGCUCUCCUAAAACCCAAAAACAGUGGAAGUGAAGAAUGGAGAUUAGGGGUAAUACUUUAGAUCAAGGGCAGCUGACCUGUACCGAGGUAUAUCUCCAGCUUUGUGGAAAACCAAACAAGGUCUGGUCUGAUUCGCAUGAUAACCUUAUAAAGUAAGCAGCUAGGAACCCUGCUUAUAGGUGAAGAAGUGAGGGAAGUAAGGUGACUUAAGUUCAUGAAUAACUGAAUCAAGAACACAUUUAAGCUCUAGAGAGGUGUCAGAAAGCAGUCCUUCAGAGGACAGGUAGGACUGGCUGAAAGGUUAAGGAUCCAGAGUCUAAUUUUCAGCACUGAGGCUAUCUUUUAUCUGAGUUGUUACCUGUUUCCUUAUUGCCUGUCUCAUGUAAGUUCCCUGGGGAUAAGGCAGUGUUUAUCCCCCACUGUUGUAUCCCAGCACUUAGAACUGGU
This is a messenger RNA of Sciurus carolinensis (gray squirrel), 3057 nucleotides long. RefSeq names its product exosome component 2 (gene Exosc2). The coding region runs from base 2 to 883 and encodes 293 amino acids. The transcript has 9 exons. Lineage: Eukaryota; Metazoa; Chordata; Mammalia; Rodentia; Sciuridae. Gene Ontology annotation, cellular component: nuclear exosome (RNase complex); cytoplasmic exosome (RNase complex). The record is from RefSeq and is a predicted model, not a curated record. Gene Ontology annotation, molecular function: RNA binding. Gene Ontology annotation, biological process: exonucleolytic trimming to generate mature 3'-end of 5.8S rRNA from tricistronic rRNA transcript (SSU-rRNA, 5.8S rRNA, LSU-rRNA); CUT catabolic process; poly(A)-dependent snoRNA 3'-end processing.